GGGAGAGAGACACGGGGAGAGACGCGGAGAGACACACGGGGAGAGAGAGACACGGGGAGAGAAAGACACGGGGAGAGAGACGCGGGGAGAGACACACGGGGGAGACGCACGGGGGAGACCGAGACGUGGAUAGACGAGAGACGGAGCGACACGCCGGGGCCACUGGAGAAGACGCCGCCGCCGACGCCGCGGAGCAGGAGGAGUGAGCGCCGAGCCCGCGCCGCAGACAUUGACGGACGUCACAAUGGCAUGACGGCAAAGGCAUCAGAAGCCCUCAGGCCUCGGCGCACUAUUGCUCAAGACAAUUGUGCCUGGAGACGCGGAUAAAUCCAUACCACAUCGGUGUCCCACGGAGAGCGUCAUGAACUCCCACAGCCAGCCAGGCGCCCUGCCCUCGAGCGUGCGGCCCGAGCUGGAGGCGGUAUUCCGGGGGGCCCCCCUGGAGCAGCGGGGCCCCGACCUGCGCUCCUCGCUGCACCAGCAGCUCAGCAUGGACAUGGAGAUGCUGCGCCGGAACCACCAGUUGCAGCAGCAGCUGCUGCUCGCCGAGUUCCAGCGCAAGUACCAGGAGAUGAACCAGCAGCAUCAGUCCGAGCUGCAGGACCGCCUGCAGGUGCUGGCGCUGCGGCAGCAGCAGGAGUUGUUGGAGAGGCAGUUGAUGCAGGAGCAGGAGAGAGAUCGGCUGAGGAAAAUGCAGCAGCUGGAGCUCAACGCUAUAAAACGCAAGGACAAGGACCAGAACAGUGCCGUGGCCAGUCCUGCCGUCAGGAAACACCUCCAGCAGUUUGUCAAGAGCAGGCAGCCCCGUGAGUCUGGCACGACCAUCUCACAGGGCAAUGGAUCAGGCCCCACGGCACUAGGAGGACCCAGCACGUCCGAGGGCAGAGGCAACUACCCCCUCCGCAGAAUAGCCUCGGAACCCAUCCUCAAGGUGCGCUCCAAGCUGAGACAGCGCGUAAUCGAGAUGCGCUACACCCCGCUCCCACUGAACUCCAAGCCUCUGUGUGACGCGUCCGCGGGGAGGAAGCCUGCAGAAGGGGGGCUGGAUGCUCUGCCGUCCGACAGCGCCCCGGGCUCUGAGCAGAGUUCACCCAACAGCAGCUACAGCAACAUCGUGAAGCUGAACGGCACUACAGGAUCUGUACCCAACAUCCACGGAGAGCACGCAUUGGCGUUGGCAAUAAACCGGGAGCAGUCCGUGAGUCACCCCAACCUCUUCACAUCUCCAUCCCUUCCGAACAUCUCUCUGGGCCUCCCGCAGUCCGCAUCGCAGGGUGCUUCGGUGCUCAGCACGCAGCAGGAGGCGGAGAGGCAGGCCAUCCUGGCUGUGCGCCAGGGCGGCGCCCUCACCGGCCAGUUCCUUGCCAGCACGCCACUGCCCACGCAGCUGCCUCUCGCCGGGCCCGAGCCCGAUGGCCAGCACAACCUCAUGUACCCCUACUUCACGCAGUCGACGGCCACUCCACCUAAAGGGCUCGUGGGCUGCGUGGUGCCCGGUGUGGCCGUCGCCCCCCAGGCCGGCCUGCGCGCGGCUCCCACCCACCGCACUGUUAGCCGGACACACUCGGCGCCGCUGCCCCAGGCCCCCCAGGGCCUCCAGCACAUGGUUCUCAUGCAGAGGCACCAGCAGUUCCUGCGACGCCAGCAGCAUCUUCAACAGCAGCAGCUGCAGCAGCAGCAGAUGCAGCAGCAGCAGCGACAGCAGCUGCAGAACUACGACCAUCCGCGGCUGGCGCACAUGGAGGACGAGCUGAGCCCGCUGCGGCCUGCCUUCGGUCCCGGCGGCGUGACCGGGGUCACGCACCUGCCGGCGACGGUGGUGAGCGGCGGCCCCGGCCCCUCUUCGCCUCCCCAGAUGGUCGCCAUAAAGCAGGAACCCCGGGAAGAGGAGGGGCAGCUGGGCGAGCGGGUGGACGAGAGGGAGCGGCAGGCGGAGGAGCAGCAGCAGGUGUUGCACACCAGACAGCAACGGCACUUGCAGUCACUGAUGGAGCAGCAGGAGACGCCGUGGGGCCUGGGCGCGCACCUCCCGCUGACGCGUGCACGCUCUUCGCCGGCGCACUACCCCUCUCCCCUGCCUCCUGAGCCCAACCGGCCGUCCUUCUCCACUGGCGUCGUGUACGACACCCUGAUGGUGCGGCACCAGUGCAGCUGCGGCGACGACAGCAACCACCCCGAGCACGCGGGGCGCAUAAUGGCGAUCUGGGCGCGCCUGCAGCAGACGGGGCUGCUCAGCAAGUGCGAGGUGAUCGCGGGGCGCAAGGCCUCGCUCAAGGACAUCCAGACGGUGCACUCGGAGCUCCACGUGCUGCGUUACGGCACCAACCCCCUCAACCGCCAGAAACUGGACACGCAGGGGCUGCUCGACGCUCAGCCGACACAGCUCAUGCUGCUGCGGUGCGGGGGCGUUGGGGUCGACAGCGACACGUACUGGAGCGACGCUCAUUCGGGCAGCGCAGCACGCAUGGCGGCCGGCUCCGUCACCACGCUCGCCUUCCACGUCGCGUCGGGGCAACUCAAGAAUGGCUUUGCAAUUGUCCGCCCGCCCGGCCAUCACGCCGAGGAGUCUGCCGUGAUGGGUUUCUGCGUCUUCAAUUCGGUGGCGAUCGCAGCAAAGUUGCUCCAGCAGGAGCUGCAUGUGCGCAGGAUCCUCAUCGUCGAUCUGGAUGUGCACCAUGGUAACGGCACACAGCAGGCGUUCUACAACGACCCCAGGGUCCUCUAUCUUUCCCUCCAUCGCUAUGACAACGGAAACUUCUUCCCCGGCAGCGGGGCGUCCAGCGAGGUGGGCGUGGGGCCGGGGGAGGGGUUCACAGUGAACGUGCCGUGGACCGGUGGGCUGGACCCCCCUAUGGGCGACGCCGACUACCUCGCCGCCUUCCGGACGGUGGUGAUGCCCAUCGCGGUGGAGUUUGAGCCGGACGUGGUGCUGGUCUCGGCCGGGUUCGAUGCGCUGGAUGGACACCCGCCGCAGCUCGGUGGUUACAAGCUCACCGCCUCCUGCUUUGGGCAUCUGGUUCGCCAGCUCAUGAGCGUGGCCAACGGGCGGGUGGUGCUCUCCCUGGAAGGGGGCCACGAGUUGGGUGCGCUGUGCGACGGCACCGAGGCUUGCCUGCACGCCCUGCUGGGCGACCAGCUGGAUCCCCUCCCAAAGGAUGUUUUGGAUCAGAGGCCUAAUCAAAAUGCGGCGGAGACUCUGGAGAAGGUCAUCAACAUUCAGGGCAAGUACUGGGCGAGCCUGCGGCGUGGCGUGAGCACCGUGCGCCUCUCGGCGCUCGAAGCUCAGCGCAGGGAGCGCGAGGAGGUGGAGACCGUGUCCGCCAUGGCCUCCCUAUCGGUCGCCGUGCGCAGCGACAACGGCACGCCGGAACGGAGAUCCCUGGAGCCUAUGGAAGAGGAGGCCGACUGAACGAGUUCCCCACAGGGGUGACGGCGCGUCGCGCGACGUCUCCGCGCCUCGCAGCACCGAACCCGGGUGGCUCGCAACUCCUAACCCGCCGCUCUCGCCAGCGGCUGUCCGAGGUCGACUACGAUAACGGAACACUGCCGAUGACGCACGUUUCAAUGGGAAACGGGUCCCCUAAACACGUUCUUUCUGCGGUCGCCGCUCUCGACUGUGGUCUGCCCGUAGUCACGGCCUCGUGCGCGCGUGUGUGUGUCCGUGGGACAACCCGGCCAGCUCGCUGAGCCCAGAGCUGUUUAAACAACUUCGAGGUUGACUACAAUAACGGAACACCGCCAAUGACGCACGUUUAAAUGGGAAAUGGGUCCCAUAAGCGGUACUCUCUGCGGUCGUCACUCUCGACCGUGGUCUGCCCGUAGUCACGGCCUCAGGCGCGCGUGCGUGUGUCCGUGGGACACCCGGCCAGUUCGCCGAGCCCAGAGCUGGAAAACCACCGCUGUGACCGUGACCGGCUGGGACCCGCGUGCCAGCCCUGGUGACGGCCGUCCGCUCCUCGGCAUUCCCCGAGCGAAAGACGUUCGAAGGUCACCCUCGUCUUGAAGCCAUCGCUAAAAGAAAUCCAGCAAUUUAUGUUGUACAUAGACGUGAAAAUUUACAUGAUAUAUAUUUUUAACGUUACUCUAAAAUUAUAUUUCAUAUAAAGAACAUAAACGCCAAAUGUCGGACGUAAAGCACUAACGUGUGUAUGCACGCGUAAAUGCAUAUUCGCAGAGCGUCGACGUAGAAAUCUCGAUGAUUCGUAGAGUCGUGAAAUGGGUUGUUAGUGGGAGCCGUCGUCUAUCGCUUAUCGAUGAUGCUGGGGUCAUGUCAGUCAUUCGUCCGCUUGUAAAUCCGUCGGCACAUUUGCAAGGUGACGCUUUGGUACUCGUGCGCAUUCAAAUCGGACGUGGCCGGCUUUAACACGUGUCGUUAGCCAGCCAAUCGUUGUAUCUACCUGUGAGUGACAGCCAAUCACACAAGUGAGCCUGCAGGAGACAGCCAACCAGUCGACUCCCAGGCGACGUGAACGUUCAAACGCUCGCCUCCCCCCCCACCCCCCGUUUUUUAGACCAGGUCUCAAGUGUCGCCGUAUCGUCACCGCGACACUGCCAAUGGGCUGUGGGGUCAUGGGAGCGAGGAUCCGCUUUGUUGUUUGGUUACCUUUAUAGUAUUGGCCUUCGUUCACGAUGUUUUUCUGGGCCCUUGCGGUGGAUUUACGGUGGAGUCCACCGUGCUGCUGUUUGAAGAGAAGCGGGCGAGCCAUCGAAUCGCACUCGUUGCCGGGUAAGCGUCGCGUGCGUGGCAUCCACUUGAGGGUUGCCCUGCCCUAAACGCUUGCUCCUUUUAUUUUUUUCCACAUUUGCCUUGGCAGCACUUAAAGACUUUGCCGUUUUGUGUAGAGGUGCCUCUGAACGCAAAUUAAUCGCCGCGUUGCGGAGUCGCGAAACCGCUACACGGCACAUGAGACAGUCGGGACCAGUAAUCUGAAAAGCGCCGGUUUGUCGUUGACUCGUGCAGGAUAGCGAUGCAAGAAAUAGCCACAAGAUGCAGUUAUUUUUCAAAAUACUUCCCUGCCAAUGGAGGUAGACUUCAAAUCGGGAAAUUAACGCGUGGACUUUCAAUGUAUGCACUAAUCUAGGCAGUCCACGGCACACCUGCAAACAAGGCGAUUUGUAAAUUGUCUAGGAACGGGAAAGUGUGGCAAUGUUCACAGGAAGUGAUAUUUUCAGCCGAGACAGACACGACAAUUUCCAUUGGCUGGGAUUCAGUGCACACCGGUGCAUCCAUGGGGGCAGGUGGCUUCAUAGCAGGCAGUGCGGAAAAAAUACGUUUUACGUCCUUUUCCUGCGAUUUGAAUUGCGCUCGCAAGAGUUUGGAAUCUUGAGAAAUACCUGUGUCCCGUACGUCCUCGCCCUGCCGUCUGUGUGUGUGUUUGCUUGUGUACAUAGACGGCGGCGCGUUGGAGUGUAAAUAGGCGUGCCAGUGUAUCCUGUAAGAGAGCCUCGGUUCACCAUCGCGACUCCGUAGACAUUGGGACCAGUGGCAUCAUAAAUAAUGACACUUUACGUACUUUACACCGGUGCUCCCACAGACAGGUGACUUGCCCAGGAGUAUGACAAAGCACUAAACAUACUUAUUUCGUUGCCAAAUUUGAAAUGGCCUUUUGCGCCAAAAGAUCCAUUACAGGUUUUUAAGUGAACAUGUCAAUAGACUCUGCCAGACACCUGCUGGACAUUAGCCGUGGCCAUUUUUUUUUGGUUGUUUGAAGCCACAUUCACUUGGCAAACAAGUUUAGUGCGGCUGUUUUCUUUGCGUAUUCCUCAUUCUUACACACACUGCUCACAGUUGGGGAUGACCUGCCUGAAAAAUGCUAACAUUGUACAGGGAGGAGGGGAAAAAAAAGACUGGAGUUUUUGGUGCAGACGUGUUUUUUUCUUUGGAAGAGAAAUAUUCGGGAGAGUGUACGUGCGCCAGUCUCUUGCAAGCCCCCCCCCCCCCCGGACCCCCCUCCCCCCCGUCUAAACACGCGCAACACAGCUGCCAAACUCCGCAGAGUGCUGAGCACCCAGCGUUCAAUAUUGCCCGAGGGCGGACCCUUAUCGGUUUGUGAAGUUCGUGUCAGUUUUCGGUUCUGUACGUGUGUGGCUAAGGUUAAUUCGUUGCCUAUGGUGAAUGGGGAAAGAUCUCGGGCUGUACGUGUGCGGAAUGAAAAUGCAGCCCUGGGUGGUGCGCGGUCCGACCGAAUUACCCCGGCGUGUCGAUUCACGAACAACGGAAUGAUGUACAGUUUUGUCUUACUUUUCAUAAUAUAUAUUUUCAUCGAAUAUGUAAACUAAUAUAUUUUACGUAGAAUACCUAUAUGGGAGAGACCUGGUUAAUCCGCAUUUUAGAGACAUUUUUGAUACGUGAACAGUGCAGAUUGCAAAUUCCAGAUGCAUGCUGUUGCUGUAACUCUGCCAAGCACGGAGCCAGGUGGAUUUGUCGGCGCACGGCGAUGGAAUUCGUUGCCGCGCAAAAGCGGCGGCGACGGCGGCUAGAGCAGCAGCAGCGCCGCUGUUCAGCGCGUGGCCCCGAUUACCAUGCCGGCCGGUCCCUUCCUCGUUCUGUUGCGUCGCUUUCAUGCCACUUGGCGGGCGGGCCGUGUGCGUUACGGCCGCCCGAGAGUGGCCCCCGAUGCCUUUUGCUUUGAUGAAGCAGAAAGGCGAAGCCCGCGUUAAGAGCGCCGAGCAUCUGCGGAUCGGUUGCCGAACGCGCGCUCGCCCGUUCAGCUUCCCCGGCGGGGUGGACAAUGGACAUCGGCGUGGAGGUUGGCCAUACGCUCCGCAAAUCGAUCGCGUUCGGGCGACUUUGCCGACGUCUUAUGGCCACAACCGGGAAGAGCCUGGCAUGGUGCGCUUGUGCGCUGCCACUGUGUUUACUUUAUCCGCGAGUGCAUAAUUUUUUGUUAAAGAAACUAACACAUUCCAUUGAACCAUGUUUUGUUUUUCCAUCGUAUGGAAAUAUAUCUAGAGAGGCCACGAGCGUUUACUCGGAUCGUACGUCGGCACUUUGUAACCGUUAGAAUCACAUAUCUGGGAUUGGUGUGCUUCAUGAUAAGGCUUCAGUGUGGGUAAUGUCCUCUAACGUGAUGUAAGUCAAUGCAUUGUAAAGUCCCUACGAGGUGACCUUUAUAUUAAAUGAUUGUUAGCAGAGUUGAUAUAAUAUAUCUGUCAUUUAGAUGAAUGUGAAAAAGGUUAUAAAUUACACAGCCACAUUUGCACAUGUAAUGAAUAUGUCCUGCACUACAGGAACAUGUAACAGCAUAUCAGUGGAGCCAGUUAUCGUUUGUUUGUUUUAUAUUUAACAUACAAGUGUACGAGCCAUAAAAGACUAUCUUGUCUGCUUAUUGAGAGAAAUCGACCCCCAGAACCAUACACGGCAGUGGCCAUCAGCAGCAGCAGCGGAGUUGGAGCAUGCAGUGUUGCUGUGCCUCUGGUUACCGCCACCAUUCAUCGAUGCUCUUAUAGGACACGCAGACACGCGUCUGCGAGGGUCAUUCAAAACGUUCUUGUGCCGUCAAUUUAGUCGAGUGGUCGGGAGGAUUCGGCGUCAGAUUAUUUUCUUUUUGCCAGGCUAAUCCACCCUGUUCCCUGCCCCCGCCCCCCCACGGCCUCAUUCAUAGCUCCAUGUCGACCAGUCGCGUGUUACGGGAGUGAUGUGCAUUAGCUAAAUGAAACGUGAAUGUAGUGCGAUUGGCGGACGAGGAACUCGUUUCGAGGUGGCGCGCUGUGGCCAGCAGUUUGGGGUGUGCUUCCGUGCAGAAUCGUGGUACUUGAGACGAUGACAAAAUCCUCUAUCCCUUCCUUACAAGGUUUUCGGCUUUUGAAUGACCCUCGAGGAUGCGUUGCGCGUGCGUCCCGUGCCUGUGCCUACGCUCGUGCAUCCAGACGCAGCGUUUGGUCCCCCGCGUGGUGAACUCGAGCCAGUGAGGAAUUUUCCGAGUACCGAUGUGAUGCGCGCGCGCUCGCGUGUGUGUGUGUGUGCGUGUGUGCGUGUGUGUGUGCGUGCGUGUGUGUGCGUGUGCGCCGUGCUGGUACCCGGUGAGCUGAAUGUAAUUUUAAUCGAACAACUUUGUGGGCCACACGCGAUGCCUCGCCGGCCUCAUUUUCAUCGGCGACACGUCGACUUAGAGCCAGUCCUGUGCGUAGUUAGACGAUGAUGUACUGACAGUGCAGAUUGUUGGGUUUUUUUUUCUUCUCAAUUGCUGUUCUGUGGUGAAAAGCAUUGUGCUUUCUUAAGGGUCCAUCGUUUUAUUUCUUGGUAGGUUUUAUUUUUCCCACGAUACUGUACUGUUGUUUAUUCGUGCGUUUCGGUAAGCGUGAUGCUGUGAUUAAAGAUCUCUAGCUGUGCAUUCAUCUUAAGGUGGAACCAUCGGGGCAUUUGUAUACACACACUUUUCUACUCUCGAUGUCGAUGAACAUUUACAAUGUAUACUGUCGUGACGUUGUUUUACGAAUGCAAAUGUUUCGUUAUGUUCGGGCAAGUACUGUUUUCUGAUUGUUAUUUUUUUCGCUCAUGAAAACUCCGUACUUUUUUUUAUACACAUAUAUAUAAAACGUAAACUUAACAGCAACGAAAAGCCUUUUUCAGCACAUCACAUCGUAGCCUUGUGCCGUCGCGCGAUACACAGCUCCUGUGACAAUGCUCUCCGCCUAUUUAUUUCCAAGAUCAACUGUUUUCAUCGUACGCGUUUGUUACACUGAGCGGGCGCAGAGGAGGGAGCCGGGUGGUCUCUCUCGUGUCUUGGCGCACAGCAUUCCUUCGCGGCGCAUUCCAGCGGGCUUCGCUCCUCCACAAAGCCCGUGCUUUAUUGGGUUGUUGAAAUGCUUACACAUAUCUGUGCGCCGCACACCGCAAUGAAAACGUUACCGCUCCUCUGUAAAAGCAGUGCUGCCGCCACGUUAGCACCGCGGGGGUUUUUUUUUAUUUUGGGGGAAGAGGAGGGAAAGGUGGGGUGGACGCGUUAAUCGGUGCUUUGUUCAUGGGCACGUUUAUACCGGUCGCCGCUGCACGCACGAAGGGGAAGGAGUGAGCAUGUGGGAUAACGUCGGGGUUGUGGGAUCGAGUCGGGACUACCGGAUUUAGCCUCAGCACAACUUUUUUUUCGGAGCAGCGACGUUUCGCGCUGCCCCCCCUCCCCUACCCCUACCCCCGCGGUGUCAAUUCCGAAAAGCCGACUUCACGGUUCAGGUGUUUCACACCAUAGCCUUUCAGCUGUGCGUAUACUUCCAGCGACAUGCCACGAGUUCGUCGUGCAAAUUCUAACGCCUGGAAACGAAAGGCAAAAAAGCACGUUCUUCAAAUGAAGUGAACUCGCAUCGAUUACACUAACAUCGGCGGUUUCGUUUGGCGAGGGCGCGAGCUCACAUCGCAGACAGCAACGAGGUCCAUUGGGGCCCAUCUUUUGUCGAGGAGAAAUGGCUUUGAAAUAUUUUUCUAACAUCUCGUACUUAUUUUUGUCAUUUACGCCGGUGAUGUGUGCGUUUUAAUAUUCGCGUCUUUUGCCGGGAUUUCUUCGAGUAGCAUACCUCCUUUGAACGUGAGCGGCAUAGAAUGGAUCGAAGAGGCUUCAAAUUGGGCGAUGACGAAAACUACCUUGGGCCAGGUGGCGUUUGCGGUUGAGCGUCGUGUGACGGCCACUCGUUCCGCGCGCGGGGUCCUGUCACUCGACCCCGAGUCGCGAGGGAUCCAGGAUUUUGCGCGGAGCCUCGGUGCCGGGUGUUUGCAGCUGUGAGAGUGACUGUUAGAGGGCUGGUGGGGGGGGGGGUGCAGUUGUCCACCACUUUUUCACUCUAGUUGUGCCCGCAUUGCUGUGCCAGAAGACCCCGGAGUUGCUUAUCCCCCAACCGUGAUUUUUGGCUGGAGGUUGUGCAGCUUGGAAGCGAGUGUGUGAGAGUGAGUAUAUUUAGAACGAGUGUGGGGGGGGGGGGGGAGUGGUGGCGUGGCGGUUAGCGCACUGCGCUACGAACCCAGCGGCCACCUGGGUUCAAUUCCCGCUCACGGUCGACCCCAGUGACGAUUAUCUGAACCGGUCUUGGGCCUCGCCUAGGUCGACUCGGCCUCUAAUGAGUACCUGGUGCGGUGUGUAGACAUCGCCACUGGGGAGACGAAGGCGGCCGGGCGUGGUGCUGGCCACCCACCCCCUCGUGUGCCGUGCCGGCCUUCAUAGGUGCUCGCUAGCAGCACUUGCCCCAACAGUCUGUUCAGGCAAUGCGGGGGAUCGUUGUCUUUGUUGUGUACGAGUGAGGGAGAGUGCAUGCGUGAGUGACUGAGUUAGCGAACGAGUGUCCGAUUGGUCGCCCCCCCCCCCCCCCUUGCUGUUACGAUUCGUGGGGAGCUGGAGGUCGUCGGUGGUUGUUCGAGGACACGGAGAGGCGCGCGCGCGCGUGCGGACCCGGCCUCCUCGCCCGAUCACUCAACGAAUCCCACCGGCGCUCCCUUGGCGUGCGGCACGCAGUGCGGGCACUGAGUGGGGGCAUCAUCGGCGGCGGCGGCGAGAGGGCCCUGCGGUCACCGCCGCCGCGUGCCACUUGGCGUGGGUUUCAUGUCCUUGUACGAGCGUCGUGUUCGAACACGUGCGCGUACACACACACACACGAACACAAUACUAAAUGAACAAGUUAGAUAUUUUAUACUUACAGUUCUAAAUAAAAUAAAUAUAUAUCUGUG
Messenger RNA from Lethenteron reissneri (Far Eastern brook lamprey), 10651 nucleotides. Its product is annotated as histone deacetylase 4-like. NCBI's taxonomy places the organism in Eukaryota, Metazoa, Chordata, Hyperoartia, Petromyzontiformes, Petromyzontidae. The record is from RefSeq and is a predicted model, not a curated record. Gene Ontology annotation, molecular function: histone deacetylase activity. Gene Ontology annotation, biological process: negative regulation of transcription by RNA polymerase II.